ACCAGAGCAGGCACAUCGCUAGUAUUACAAAAACAGGCAGCCAGCAGUUUAUUUUAGCUACCGCAGCGCCUUAAACUCUGAAUUAAAUAGCUUACGAAUUCAUUUUGCGCUCGGAACGCCGCGUAACAUAGCCAGAACACUAAUGUCCAUAACCUUACUGCGAAGUGGCAAGCAAAAGACAACCACUUGCGUAGGAAUGACCGUAAUGGCCAAAACUACGUUUGAAGAAAUAUGCGAGAAUGCCAAAUUAGCACGGGAUAUGGCUCUAACGGGCAACUACGACUCGGCCUGCAUCUACUACGAGGGCCUUCAGGGGCUGCUCGCCCGCCAACUAAAGGCCACCGCGGAUCCGCUGCGCAAGGGCAAGUGGAGCAUGAUCAACCAGCAGAUUAGCCAGGAACACGCCAAAAUCAAGGCCCUUCAGAAAAGCCUACAAGACAUCUCGCUGGACCUGCAGUCAACCAAAUUUACUCACAAGCUGCGACACCAGCUCAGCGAAGAAAGCACCACCAGUAAAGAUCCUUCCGCCUGGUUCAAACCGGACCCCGACAUUUGGACGCCUCCGCCCAAGGACCCAGAUGUGUGGGGUCCGCCGAAACCAUCACUCCCCACACAGGCCGUUGGCCGACGAGCCGCACCGAACAACCGCCGCACCACUCCGGCAACGCAAAACAGUCGCCCAAACAGUACAAUCACACAAAGCACUGCCCGAAACGGUCCGGCCUCUACACGCAACUCCCGCAACUCAACGUCAGCCGCAGCACUGAACAGCGGAGCACGCACGACCAACGGAAGGGCUGGCGGUCGCAAGUUGUCCACAUCGAACACCAACGAGGCUAGGGACGACGACUCCACCGCUGCAGGAAUCAAUGGUGGAGCGGCCGGCGAAGGAGAAAGCGGCGAACCGCAGGCCGCCCAAGAAGAAGAGCGCAAGUUUCAGCCCAAUAACCACAUCGAAGCCGAGCUAGUCGACAUUCUUGAACGUGAUAUUCUUCAAAAGGAUCCCAAAGUGCGCUGGAGCGACAUUGCCGACCUGCACGAUGCCAAGCGAUUGCUGGAGGAGGCUGUCGUGCUGCCAAUGCUCAUGCCGGACUACUUCAAGGGUAUCCGGCGACCUUGGAAGGGUGUGUUAAUGGUGGGACCUCCAGGUACAGGCAAGACAAUGCUCGCCAAGGCGGUGGCAACCGAAUGCGGAACAACCUUCUUCAACGUGAGCUCGGCCACGCUAACAUCCAAGUACCGCGGUGAGUCAGAAAAGAUGGUGCGGCUUCUGUUUGAAAUGGCUAGGUUCUAUGCGCCCAGCACAAUUUUUAUCGACGAGAUCGACUCCCUGUGCUCUCGCAGAGGAUCGGAAUCGGAGCACGAGGCCUCCCGACGAGUGAAGUCGGAACUGCUGGUCCAAAUGGACGGCGUGGGUGGCGGAGAGGAACAGGCCAAGGUUGUGAUGGUGCUGGCCGCCACCAACUUUCCCUGGGACAUCGAUGAAGCUCUUCGGCGUCGUUUGGAAAAACGAAUUUACAUCCCACUGCCAUCGGAUGAAGGUCGCGAGGCGCUGCUUAAGAUUAAUCUCCGCGAGGUCAAGGUUGAUGAUAGCGUUGAUCUUACCUACGUAGCCAAUGAGCUGAAGGGCUAUUCCGGAGCUGACAUCACAAACGUGUGCAGGGAGGCUAGCAUGAUGUCGAUGCGGAGAAAGAUUGCAGGACUCACACCAGAGCAGAUUCGGCAGCUGGCAACGGAAGAGGUGGAUUUGCCCGUAUCCAACAAGGAUUUCAACGAGGCCAUGAGUCGCUGCAACAAAAGCGUGUCCCGGGCGGACCUGGACAAGUACGAAAAGUGGAUGAAGGAGUUUGGAUCAUCAUGAUGGUGUUGCCCACGAGAAUGGCUUGCGAUUGUAGAAAUAUAUUUUUGAAUAGCCUUAAACACUUGCUUAAGUCAUAAAGCUUUUAAAGUGAGAACCGAACCGACCCAAGCCGAAUGGAAGAAUUGAACAUAUUUUAUAUAUAACAUUUUGGAAACACGAUACAAUCUAUAUAUUUACAUAUAUACAUUGAACCGGAAGCCGCUGAAAAUAAAAAAGACUAACCGUUCUCAAAGAGGAAA
Molecule: messenger RNA, 2100 nt
Organism: Drosophila teissieri
Lineage: Eukaryota; Metazoa; Arthropoda; Insecta; Diptera; Drosophilidae
Gene: Kat60
Product: katanin p60 ATPase-containing subunit A-like 1
Exons: 6
Coding region: 143-1861 (572 amino acids)
Biological process (GO): microtubule severing
Cellular component (GO): microtubule cytoskeleton
Molecular function (GO): ATP binding; microtubule severing ATPase activity; ATP hydrolysis activity
Source: RefSeq, a predicted model, not a curated record